AGUGCGAGCCUUGAGCACCACCGCAUGGAGCGGGACGAACGGCCGCCUAGCGGAGGGGGAAGCGGCGGGGGCUCGGCAGGGUUCCUGGAGCCGCCCGCCGCGCUCCCUCCGCCGCCGCGCAACGGUUUUUGUCAGGAUGAAUUGGCAGAGCUCGACCCAGGCACUAUUUCUGUUCCAGAUGACCGGGCUGAACAACGCACCUGUCUCAUUUGCGGGGACCGCGCCACCGGCUUGCAUUAUGGAAUCAUCUCCUGUGAGGGCUGCAAAGGGUUUUUCAAGCGCAGCAUUUGCAACAAGCGGGUCUAUCGGUGCAGCCGUGACAAGAACUGUGUCAUGUCUCGGAAGCAGAGGAACAGGUGCCAGUACUGCCGCCUGCUCAAAUGCCUCCAGAUGGGGAUGAACCGGAAGGCAAUCAGAGAAGACGGCAUGCCGGGAGGCCGGAACAAGAGCAUUGGGCCAGUCCAGAUUUCGGAGGAAGAGAUCGAAAGGAUCAUGUCUGGGCAGGAAUUUGAGGAAGAAGCCAAUCACUGGAGCAACCAUGGUGACAGCGACCACAGUUCCCCUGGGAACAGGGCUUCCGAGAGCAACCAGCCCUCACCAGGCUCCACACUAUCCUCCAGGUCUGUGGAACUCAAUGGAUUUAUGGCAUUCAGGGAGCAGUACAUGGGAAUGUCCGUGCCUCCACACUAUCAGUACAUACCGCACCUUUUUAACUAUUCUGCCCACUCGCCACUUCUGCCCCCACAAGCUCGCAGCCUGGACCCCCAGUCAUACAGUCUGAUUCACCAGCUCGUAUCAGCUGAGGACCUGGAGCCAUUGGGCACGCCCAUGUUGAUCGAAGAUGGAUACGCUGUGACCCAGGCGGAGCUGUUUGCCCUGCUUUGCCGCCUGGCCGAUGAGCUGCUCUUUAGGCAGAUUGCCUGGAUCAAGAAACUGCCUUUCUUCUGCGAGCUCUCAAUCAAGGAUUACACGUGCCUCCUGAGCUCUACAUGGCAGGAAUUAAUCCUGCUGUCCUCCCUCACCGUUUACAGCAAACAGAUCUUUGGGGAGCUGGCUGAUGUCACCGCCAAGUACUCACCCUCUGAUGAAGAACUACACAGAUUUAGUGAUGAAGGGAUGGAGGUGAUCGAGCGGCUCAUCUACCUGUAUCACAAGUUCCAUCAGCUAAAGGUCAGCAAUGAGGAGUACGCUUGCAUGAAAGCAAUUAACUUCUUAAAUCAAGAUAUCAGGGGUCUGGCCAGUGCCUCACAGCUGGAACAGUUGAACAAGCGAUAUUGGUACAUUUGCCAGGAUUUCACUGAAUAUAAAUAUACACAUCAGCCGAACCGCUUUCCUGACCUCAUGAUGUGCUUACCUGAGAUUCGAUAUAUUGCAGGGAAAAUGGUGAAUGUGCCCUUGGAGCAGCUGCCCCUCCUGUUUAAGGUGGUGCUGCAUUCCUGCAAGACAAGUGUGGGCAAAGAAUGACCUAUUCCCAGCGCCCCUCCUCGGGCCAUCCGCAGAGCCUUGUGUGGGCAGGACAGGCUCCAGAAGAAAGAGCCAGCGAGACCAACGUGGAGGCUGUGGAGCAGCGUUUCCAGUUGCCUCCAUAGCAAGAAGCGUGCUUGUUUGUUUGUCUGUUUUGUUAAGCUCAUUUUUCUAUAUAUUUAUUUCACGACAGAGUUGAAUGUAUGGCCUUCAGCACGAUGCACAUGCUUUUGUGUGGAUGCAGCCGAUGCAUUUCCUUGCAGUUUACAGAAUGUGAAGAUGUUUAAUGUUACAGUGUUGUCAUUGUUUAGAGAUAGUGCUUUUGUAUUUUGAGGGAGGGUGGGAUGGGGCUGAGAUGACUAUUUCCAUAAUGUUGACAAAGACACUACCUCAGUGGAAAGGGAGGGUGUGGCCAUCCCGACUCUUUCCACGUGUUCUCAGCAGACUCAUACAUUUGUCUGUCAGAGAGCAAACUGCCUUUUUCUAGCCACAGAAUUGCCAGGUAAAAGCACAUAUGAAAGGGCAAAGUGCUGUUAGGAGGUUUACUGAGCAAAGUGGGUGGCACAGUGGGCACAUGGCAGGAGAUGAGGCGUUACGCCCCCUCUUUUCUUUGGAAAGCAUGAAAGUUAGGUGAGUGGGACACAGUGACCAAAUCUAAGUCAGGUGUCCUCAGGGAGAAGGAUUUCUGUUCUCACGCCAUGCUGUGGGGCCCCUCUCCCCACCGUCUGAACCCCCACUGUCAGUUUCUGCCACUGUCAGCUUUUCAUCCAGGCAGAGUCCUGGCAAUAAGGUAUCCUUGGGACUUGCCUGCCAGCUCCGGUGGGGCUCACAGCUCCCUAGUUUCCUCAUGUGGAUCAAGCAAGGCCUACCUUCCUGAGACCCCUUGGCUCUCCCUUACAGAUGGCUUCCUAUUGGCCCUCUGACAACAACAUGGCUGAACAAAAUGUCGUGCUCUGAAUCCUGGUGCCCACUACUGAUUUCUUCUCCUUUCACCUUGUUCUGUUCAAGGGGUAGUGAGACAAAGUCCAGACUGCAAAAAAAAAAAAAAGAAGAAGAAGAAGAAACACUUCUCCUUUAGAGUUCUCUGUUCCUCCCUCCCCAUCCCCUCCCACCCCAUCGCAUCCCAUCCCAGGACUGAAUCCAAAACCUGUAAUCUCUUUCUCAGUGGGACCAUUCAUUCAUUUGCUGAGCAGAAUUUUUGCCUCUAUAUUCUACUCCGAGUUCUCCUAAUCUCGCUAAAAUGAGAGCAGGUUUCCCAGGACGGAAAGCCCAAGGCCUAGAGUGGCCCAGCUGCCCCUUAGAGUAUCCGUGGCCUGGAGGGCUGGAGUUCCUGGCACCUGGAAGGGAAAGGGGGCUUUAAACUACCUCAUGUUCCUACGGGCCUGGCUGCCCCCUCUGCAGGUACGGCCUGGACCCCUUGUUCUUUCACUACCUGCCUCCCAUGUCCCGGGAACUGUUCCUUACCCUGUUGGCUUUGCCCAGCAGCCACACCAGACCUGUCUGGGAACUCUUCCAGGUGCUUCCUCCUUCUCUGCCUCACUGUACGGCAGUUGUCGCUACCCAUAGCCAAGUGUGGGCCAGGUGGCUCGCAUAGCCAAUGCAGCAGACAGACCAUUUAGAGGGGCGCAUCCGAGGUGGCUAGAGGGGCCUGCAGCACCUCCUGGUGCCUGUUCAAAGGCCACAUGCUGUCUUCCCAGCCCAGCCGAGAAAACUUAGCCGGGGGGCCACCACAUCAUGUGCACACCGGCGAGGCUGUGUCGAAUCGUUUCCUUUCAAGUGAAAUGUCACGGGUACCAGCAGAAUGAUGACUUUGUCCCUUGAUGGAUCUAAAACUCAGAGUGUUCCUCCUCAGUGCCAUUUCCCCGGCUGAUCUGAGAAAGAAAAAAGGAAGAGAUGUGUUCCUCAGGAAAACCUCUAAUCAGAAUGUUUUCCACAUGUCAGUGGGAAGGUGUGUGUGUGUGUGUGUGUGUGUGUGUGUGUGUGUGUGUGUCUGUGUCUGUGUCUCUCUCACUUCACAAUAUGUUUGUUUCCCUGAAUGUUUUAUUUAACCAACUAGAUCGCAUUCUUUGGCUAUAGGUCAGACUCCGAGCUGCUUUCCUCAAUAUAGGGAGGAGACACAUAUCAGAAACCGUUUCUCCAAGACGACUCCUGUGUGCAGCAUCUUAAUUUGCUUAGACCUCCAUCUGUCAAAUUAUUAUUUUUUUCAAAUGGCUUUUCUCUUAAAUUAAGCAUUUUACCGGUUGUGUUUGGGUAUCGAAGGAAAUUGCUCUCUGAUGAGGCAAGAACAUGUCUCUCCAAUAAUGCAGGAUUAAACAGAGCAAGUUGUUAAUUUGUGGAGUGGGGGAAAGGUUCUGCAAGUUGCCAUUGUACAAAUCCAUUUUUACAAAUGUUUGCAGCAGAUUCCACAGAACAAAGAGCCCAUUCAUUUCCGAGAGCCCUGCAGAAUCUCUGAGCCAAGUGGCCGUGUGUUCUGAGCCGGAGCCUGACCUGUGGGCCACCUUUAAUGUCUUCUGCACCCAGUCCUUUUAUGACGGGCUUUUUUUAAACAGGGUAAAGUGAAUGUGUUGCAUUGCAAACUCAGGUAUUAUGAGGAGAAGGUAGGAGUGUAGCUAGCACCGUGGAGACAUUAGGUCAGCCACUAGAUGUAUUUGUGAAUUUGGUUUGAAGGACACAGAGAAAGGUUGGAGGGGGAGGCUUGGUGUGUUUGUUUUUGCCUUUCUUCCCAUACUGUUUGGUUAACAGGUAGCCUUUUUGCUAGUGGAAGAAGUUGUGCAUGUGGUCUCAGUUCCCUCUCUUCUGUCCUCUCUCUGAUCCCCUGCCACCAACAGCACUCACUUUGAGUGAGAGUUUUUCCACCAUAAAAAUAGGACCCUGAAAGCUGUGUGGUCAAGGAGAAUCCCACCUCCUUGCCCUGCAUUGAAACAUACAAGCUUUUCCCUUCCUUUCCCUUUGAAUGUUUUCUUGACCCAAGACAAAAGUUUGGAAUCUUGGAACUUCACCUACAACUUACGCUCUCUGGUUCCUUUGUGAGACUUUUGGAAUCUUUCACAAGGUUGGUAGUCUGGAGAAGCUCCCAAGAACCUGUCUCAAAGCACUCCACCUGGCUCAGAGGACACCCAGCCUCCAUGCCAACCCAUGAGUGAUAUGGGAGAACCUCGAGAGAGAGAGAAAGAGAGAGAGAGAGAGAGAGAAGGCAGCAGGCAGGACCCUUCCUGUCCUGUUCUCCAGAGCCAGAGGAGGGAGAGGGGUCUCCAUGGCUCACUGACAGUCACCCACUCCACACCAGCCUGCUUCUUACCUGCCACUCAGGGAAGUGAGGACCUGCCAUGGCCAAUGUGUCACCAGGUCCUUAAAACCUUGGGUUCUCUGAGCUAGCUGCCUUGCUCGGUUACCCAUUUCUUACCUUAGUUUAUUUGAUCCUGAUUUCCUGGAGAAUGGGCCAGAUGGAGACAGAUAAGCCCGGUGUGGGCAACAUCUAAGCCAUGUCUGAGGUUGGCCAAAGUACAGGGGUCCUGGCCUCCUGGUAGGGCAGGAAGCUGAGCAGUGGUUCCAAGUUUUUAGCUCUGGGCCCCUGGUUUGGCUUGUUUCCCUGUUUUUUAAAAUUUUGCAAUUGUUUUAAGAAAUCCAGUCUUUCAGACCAGCCCUUUUAUUUUCUUUAUUGAUUUUUUAAAAAGCAAAAAAACAAAAAAAAACAAAAACGAAAAACUAAACAAAAAAACCAUUACUCUUCCUUUCCCCGACCUGAUCCGUGAGCGCCCCCCUGCAUGCCCCUCUGCCUUUGCAGUUGAUCAUUCCUCCCUUUUCCCUCAGCUUGAAUCAUCUAUGUCCAGUGUCUGUGAAAUGAUGUUUUAUCUGUGUCUCAGGAUGAGAAACGGCAAUCAUUCCACCAGGUGCUGGAAACUGGUUAGCCUUGAGGCAAGGGUUUCUAGGGCCACAGCUCAGGGAUGUGUAUUUAAUUACAGGGUCCCCAGAAACCCCUCUCUUGGCUGCCAUAAGCAACCGUUUUUCUGGGCUUGGAAGCCAGACCUGGACUGUUUCCUCAGAGGCAGGGCCCCAGAGAGCAUGCUCAGUCUGGGAGCAAACGGAGGCUUCCUCUGGCCAGACCUGGGCUACCUGGAGACUGGAAGACUUCUGUCUGUCCCGGGACAUGAGCCGCAGUGGCCCUGCCUCUACCAGCUGGUAAAAUGCCUGGUGCCUCUGCUCAGUCCAGUCCCUAUGUGGCCUGACUCCUCUGGGCCUGCAGCCCUAAAUGGACCACAGCCUACUCAGGAAUCAAUUGCAGGCCCAAAGGGAAGCUGCGAGUCAGGCCAGAGCUUGCUCCAAGCCCAGGAAAAAAGUUACUGGUGGAGGCUAGUCUUCCAAAUCCUGGAGCCAGCCCUGCCAGCCAAAGUAUCAUUUUUGCCCUUUGGUGACCAUUGUUUUCUUGCUCUGAAAUGUCUUAUGAUAGGUGAUAAUGUUGACUCAAAUUUCCAUGAAAAAGAAGAAAAGAAAAAACUACCUCUUGAGUGACAUCCUGGUGAUUCCUCUCUGAGAAAUCCUGUGGGAAAAGAAUACUGUAGCCCCUGCUGUGUUUACAUGUUUCUGUCGGGAAAGAAACCCUGCCUGCCCUGGGGUGUUGGUGUUUUUGUCUGUGUUGCCAUCCCAGGCCUGCGAUAGGGGCUUGUGGGUGCGUUGUAAUGUCUGGGCCGCGUCUGGGGAGUCCUUCACACCUGCCCGGCCAGGAACUAGCCACCCCCUUGAAGAGGCCUCUGUUUCCUUCCUAUGACCCAAGGCACAGGAAACACCACCUUCCACUACCCCAGGGGCUCUGGUGGCACCUGCAUCCAUGAGCCUACCCCUGGGCUACCUACCUUAGGUCCACUCUCCCCACAGUCCUGUAUAGGAAUCAAGUAAACGGGAUGUCUCUGAGCCCUUGUCUCCAAAGGGCCGGCCAAGGGCUGCCCGCCAGCCUGGCUCCAUCAGCCCUGCGUGACCAAAGGAUAGUUGGCGGGCUCUGCAGGCUCCCCAGGCCCUCUGCUACCUCCCACCCUGCCAGCUGGCCAGGGCUGGGCCCUUUCUGUGAAUUGACUACCUGUGGAAAUGUGACCAAUUAGUGUGAAAUGCAUGUUUAGAAAAUGUUAGGUACUGUAUUUGAACCAAUAAAUGUGAA
Molecule: messenger RNA, 6613 nt
Organism: Rhinolophus ferrumequinum (greater horseshoe bat)
Lineage: Eukaryota; Metazoa; Chordata; Mammalia; Chiroptera; Rhinolophidae
Gene: NR6A1
Product: nuclear receptor subfamily 6 group A member 1
Exons: 10
Coding region: 25-1464 (479 amino acids)
Biological process (GO): regulation of DNA-templated transcription
Molecular function (GO): sequence-specific DNA binding; DNA-binding transcription factor activity; zinc ion binding
Source: RefSeq, a predicted model, not a curated record